Rhipicephalus microplus (southern cattle tick) is the source of this 1479-nucleotide messenger RNA. RefSeq names its product gamma-aminobutyric acid receptor alpha-like. Gene Ontology annotation, cellular component: membrane. Lineage: Eukaryota; Metazoa; Arthropoda; Arachnida; Ixodida; Ixodidae. Gene Ontology annotation, biological process: monoatomic ion transmembrane transport. The record is from RefSeq and is a predicted model, not a curated record. Gene Ontology annotation, molecular function: extracellular ligand-gated monoatomic ion channel activity; GABA-A receptor activity.
AAGAACGUGUCGUUACUGCUGGACAGCCUUUUGCAAGGUUACAAUCAUCACGUCAGACCUGGAAGAGUCGACACGCCAACGGAUGUGUAUAUUGACAUUGAAGUACGAAGCAUGGGACCAGUGUCGGAAGUUGAUAUGACGUACUCUAUGGAUUGUUAUUUCCGGCAAAGCUGGAUGGACCGUCGACUGGCUUUUCGCGGAUCUAUGCCGUCUAUGACCCUGUCCAUAUCCAUGCUGCAGAAAAUAUGGCGACCGGACACGUCGUUCUUGAACGGCAAGCACUCAUACCUGCACACCAUCACUCAACCCAACAAGUUUGUUCGCUUGGCCCAGGACGGCACUGUGCUGUAUUCGUCAAGGCUGACUGUGAGUGCGAGCUGUCCUAUGAAUUUGGAAAAAUUUCCCAUGGAUACGCAACGCUGUCCUCUCCGGAUCGGAAGCUCUGGGUAUCCUGCAAAAGAGGUGAUGUUUCGCUGGAAUCCGAAACGUCGUGUGGUGAUUGCAUCCGAUAUGAAAUUGAACCAGUUCGACCUCGUCCGAACACCAACGGAUAAUCAAAGCGACUUUUCCAGGAAAGAAGGACCGUUCGCCAUGCUAUUGGUGAGCUUUCAGCUGAAGCGUCACAUGGGUUACUUCCUGAUCGAGGUAUACGCACCCUGCACCUUGCUGGUGGUGCUCUCCUGGGUGUCCUUUUGGAUCAACCGAGAAGCCACAGCUGACAGGAUCGCCCUCGGUGUGACCACUAUACUCACGAUGACUUUCCUGGCAUUGGAAAGCAGGAACGAUUUGCCAAAGGUUCCUUACUGCACUGCCCUGGACUACUACGUGGCCAUUGGCUUUGGUUUUGUAUUCGCCACCAUUGUGGAAUUUGCUAUCGUCCACUAUUUCACCAAGGUUGGAAGCGGAGAGUUCUAUUACUGCCCGGAGAUGGAAGCCGAACGCCUGAAGGCAUCGUCGGAAGAAAGCUGUGAUGAAGACAGCGGUAGUGACGAGCAGCAGCCCUUAGAAUCUGUGACCUUUGGGCAGGCUGGAGACCACUGCCAGAGGUCACACUCGAAAAAGAUGAUCUCGUUACCUGGCAACGCCAUCUAUUGCACCGAUGCCGAGCGACCCGAAGCCACCGUGGCCUUCGUCGGAUCUCCCGACUCCCCGCCCCCCGGGGAGAAUGCACUGGUGGCGGGUUCGGCCAACGGCCGGCUGGAAGCACCCGCAGAGCAGACGGAGUGCCCCGCACGGCACUUCACGGCGAGGCACGGCUUGAGACCGAGCAGCCGGAGGAGCGCGAGGCGGCGAGACUAUCGUCGCCAGAAGAGGCCCUCGCUGAUGGCGCGGCGCCGAAUGUCCAGCCAGAUCCAGGAACUUUGGAUCAACAGCGUCAGCAAGGUCGACAGGAUCUCCAGGGUCGUCUUUCCGCUCGCAUUCAUUGUGGUCAACGUGGUGUACUGGCUCACCUACUUCCGGGAGGACGAGGACAGCUGA